This is a messenger RNA of Lactuca virosa, 1807 nucleotides long. The record is from the annotation of a GenBank genome assembly. NCBI's taxonomy places the organism in Eukaryota, Viridiplantae, Streptophyta, Magnoliopsida, Asterales, Asteraceae.
ACUUUCACCUAUCGCUCGUAUUCAUUUUCAUCUUCUUAAUUUAUCUCUUUGCUUAUCCAGCGAGCAUAUGUAGCUACCCCUAAGGUUAAGAUUCUAAACGACUCAUUGCUAUAAAGUUUCAAGGCGAAUAGCCACUCAAAACAAGAGGACAGAUGAAAAUAUACGUGAAAAGUGAGAAUUUUAUUAUUUUUUUGGUGAUUUUGAUGGAGUUUUAUGGAAAAAACGAGGGUGCAACAGUGACAUGCGAACCUAAAUACGAGUUCUUACCAUGCACAAGCGAACCAUGGGGAACGCUUUUCCUAAUUGUGGUUUAUCAAUACUUGGUGGCUCUUGGUCAGAAGUACAUUUCUGAUGGAUCGAAUAAGUUCUUCAGUCUUAUCGGGCCGGGUAUAUUUGGCGCAAGUUUGUUUCAUAUUCUAGCGAACUUCCCUACACUUUUCCUCGUCUUGCAGUCUGGAUUAUCAAACAACACUGGUGGUUCUUCUACAGCUAGUUCCGGAAUGGACAUGUUAACAGGAUCCGCGGUCAUGAGUCUAACAAUAAUUUGGCCAUCAGUCAUAACUUUCGGAAGCUAUGAUCUUGCUGAUGAUGAUGACGUGGUUACAGAGCAAGAGCCAUCAUUCUUAACUAAAGUAACAGCAUAUGGUGUUACAACUGAUAAAGCAACAACAUAUACCGCAAGAAUCAUGCUCGUGUCACUUAUCCCUUUUAUCAUUCUCCAACUCCCAGCAAUCAUCAGUUCGAUAUCAAUAACUCGAGUGAUAAUUUUAGUCACUCUCAUCGUUGUGUCGUCUAUGUACAUUACUUACAUUAUGUAUCAGAUCUUCCAACCUUGGAUUCAAAACAGGAGAUUUGAAUAUGUGACAAAAAAAUUUGUCAAGGACAAAUUACAGACGCUACUCUCCAUAAAUGGGAAGCCACAUGUGCGACUUAUAAGAGAGUUGGAUUUUUAAGGGACUUGAUGAAGAUCACGAUGGUAAAGUGUCCAAUGCUGAAUUGAAAACUUUCCUACUAGGAAUACAAUUGCAAGCAGACAGUGCAACAAACGAUGAUUUUGUAAAAAAUAUCAUGGAUCAAUUCGACAUCUCAGGCAAUCAAUCUAUUGAAGAGAAUGAGUUCGUAAUAAUUCUAACGAAAUGGCUCCAGGAAGCAAAAAAACCACUCUCUCAAAACGAUUAUAACCCUCUUACCUUCUUGUUCAAACGUAAUCAGGAGGCAGAUAAAGAACAACGAAAGGCUUUGAUACCUAAGAAAAUCCGUAAUGCUCAAAGUUCGAUAUUGGAGUUCUUGGGAGCUUUGAGCCUAAUAUUCUGUGGGAUCACUAUGACUGUUCUCGUUUCAUCAUCAUUUAUAACGAAUGUUGUGGCUUUUGCCAGUUAUGCAAAUGUCCCUUCCUUCCUCAUCCCAUACUUUAUAAUACCAUGUGCCACAAACAUAUCACGUCUCUUAUCAACCAUAAGCUCUGCAACACAAAAGACGGAACGAGCCACGUCUUUAACAUUUUCUAGGAUCUAUUCAGGAGUCGCCAUGAGUAGUAUGAGUACUUUGACGGUAUUUCUAUUACUUGUGUACAUAAGAGAUCUACCAUGGGACGUAUCCCCUCAAGUUUUUGUUGUCUUGGUAAUUGGUGGAGGGAUGGCAAUUUUGACAAGUACUAGGACAGUUUAUCCACUUUGGAUGGGUUAUGUGGUUUAUCUCAUGUACCCUAUUUCACUACUAAUGUUGUAUUUGCUUACCGUUACAAGGGCAUAAUUAUAGGCUAGAUUAAGUCUACAUGCACUACUAUGCGACUUGUUUUAAUUAUAUG